UAUUAGUCUCAUGGUCAAACGUUCGAAAACCCUACUCUAAUCUUUUGCGUUUGAUGUCGUAUUCGUGACGUAGACGCAGACGCUGAAAAAAUGUACCCAUUUCGUGCCGGCACGGUGACGCGGCGGUUCCAGAAUAGCCGCGAGCGAGGGUCGCUCCAGUGCGCGGCGCGAUGUCUCCGCGUGCGCUUGCGCUGCUUCUGAUGUGCGCGCACGUGUGCGCACAAGAUUUACGGAUAGGCGUGGUGGAGCAGGAGCCGGUGGCGGCGCAGCGGCUGGCGGCGGCGGUGGAGGCGGCGCUGCAGGAGGGCGCGGCGCUGGUGGCGCCCGUGGAGCCCGACGAGCCGCUGGCCGUGCCGGCGCACGUGUGCGCGCAGGCCGGGGAGGAGGUGGCGGGCGUGGUGAGCGGCGGCUCGGCGCGCGCGGCGGCGCUGGGCGCGGCGGCGGCGGCGCGCGCGGGCCUGCCGCUGCUGCUGGUGGCGCCCGCGCCGGCCGACGCGUCCUGGGAGGCGCUCGCUAUGUACCCGCACCCCGACGUUCUCGCUAUGGCAUGCGCGGACUUGUGCGAGGCCAAGGGCUGGAGCAGCGCGGUGCUGCUGCACGAGGGCAGCGCCGCGGGCGCGGCCGGCGUGGCGCCCGACGCCGCGCGCCUCACGCUGCUGCCGCGCCAGCUGCCGCCGCCGCACGAGGAGGCGCUGCUCAGGAACCUUCUCCUGAUACUGAAGAAGUCCGGUGCGACGAACUUCAUCAUCUGGUGCUCGGCGGAGUGCGCGGUGCGCGUGCUGGACGCGGCGCAGCGCGUGGGGCUGCUGGCGGCGCGCCACUCCUACGUCGUGCUCACGCUCGACCUGCACACGCAGCCCACGGCCGACUUCAGCCACGGCGGCGCCAACAUCACCACGUUCCAACUGUACGAUCUCAAUUCAACGGAAGUGACGUCGACGAUUGAAGCGUGGAGCGCCGCCUACGCGCGGCGUCUCGGUGACGAGGAAGAUGCGUCGAGUGCAUCGGAAGCUCCGCCGGUGGCGCUGCUGCUGGCCUACGACGCGUCGCGCCUCGUGGCCGAAACUUGGCAGAGGCUGCAGCUGCCGGCGGCGGGCGCCGGCGACUGCGCCGCGGGCACGGGCGCGUUCCACGCGGACACGGUGCUGAACUACGUGCGCUCGGAGGAGUGGGCGGGCGGCGCGGCGUGGGAGGCGGACGGCGCGCGGCGCGACGUGCGGCUGCGCGUGGUGGAGCUGGCGCGCGGCGGCGCGCUGACGCACGUGGCGCUGUGGGCGCCGCGCAGCGCCGUCGUCUGGCAGCGCCCCGUCGUGCACACCGCGCCUCCCCCUCAGGACUCCAUGACCAACAGAACCUUCACUGUGCUCAUCGCCAUCAACGAUCCAUACGUAAUGGAAAAGAAAUCUACGGAACGUCUAUCUGGAAACGACCGAUACGAAGGUUUCUGCAUCGAGCUGAUCGACCAGCUGGCGAAGCUGCUGCAGUUCAACUAUACUUUCGUGGAGCAGGAGGACGGCGAUUAUGGCAAAUACAACAACAUCACGCGCCAGUGGACUGGCAUGAUGCGGCGCCUCAGAGACGACCCUGACAUAGACUUCGCGAUCACGGACCUGACGAUCACGGCGGAGCGCGAGCGCGGGGUGGACUUCACCACGCCCUUCAUGAACCUCGGCAUCAGCAUCCUGUUCCACACGCCGCUGCCGCCCGAGCCCGAGCUGUUUGCGUUCCUCUUGCCUUUCUCUAACGGAGUGUGGCUGUGCCUGGGAUUCGCAUACUUGGGCUCGUCGUUGGUGCUGUACGUGGUGGGGCGGCUGUGCCCCGAGGAGUGGCAGAACCCUUACCCGUGCGUGGAGGACCCGCCCGCCCUCGAGAACCAGUUCACGCUCGCCAACGCGCUCUGGUUCAACCUGGGCGCCGUGCUGCUGCAGGGGUCCGAGAUAGCUCCAGUUGCGUACGGGACGCGCGCAGUGGCGAGCAUGUGGUGGCUGUUCGCGCUCGUGAUCACGAGCUCGUACACGGCGAACCUGGCCACGCUGCUGGCCAAGACCACCUCCACCGAGCUCAUCCACAACGUGCAGGAGCUGGCCGAGAACGAGCACGGCAUCACCUACGGCGCCAAAUUGGGCGGCUCCACCUACACCUUCUUUGAACAAUCUCAAAACCCGCUUUAUCAAAAGAUGUUCCAGCAAAUGCGUUCGCAGAAGAUGCCAGAAAAGAAUGAUAUAGGUAUCCAAAAAGUCGUAGAAGGAAACUACGCGUUUUUAAUGGAGUCCACAAGCAUUGAGUACACAAUCGAGCGUAACUGCGAGACGACUAAGAUCGGCGACUUGCUUGAUAGCAAAGGUUACGGAAUUGCAAUGAAAAAAAACUCGGCGUACCGCAACUCAAUGAACUUGGCGUUGCUGAACCUGCAGGAGGCGGGCGUGCUGCGCGAGAUGAAGCACAAGUGGUGGAAGGAGAUGCACGGCGGCGGCGCGUGCAAUACGGUGGAAGACCGCGAGAGUUCCGAGCUGCGGAUCCAGAACUUCUUCGGGCUGUUCCUGGUGCUGAUCGUGGGCUGCGUGCUGGGCGUGCUGCUGUCGUGCUGCGACCUGGCGUGGGCGGCGGCGCGCCACCCGCGCGACCCCGCCGCGCCCUACUUCGCGCGCUUCUGGCAGGAGCUGCGCUUCGUCUUCCGCUUUGAGCAGAGCGAGAAACCAGUGCAGGGUCCGUUGAUCGAGUCACUGCCGUCGUCGGCGCACACGGGCUCGGCGGAGCCGGAGCCGGAGCCGGAGGAGGAGGCGACGCCGGAGCCGCCGCGCGCCGCGUCGCAGCAGCCGCGCGCGCGCCGCCGCUCCUCCAUGCACGCCGCCAGCGUGCGCCUCGCGCGCCACGCCACGCGCCGCGACUCGACGCCUGUCAAGCAUGACUCUUAGCCACUGCCGGAAAAAUCUCGGGAUUUUUCUCGGGGCACAAUACGUUUAUGCUUAUUUCUUUCUUCAAAAAACGAUUGACUAUGUUUUAGGUACGACGAUAGACAUACUUACCUACUUAGAUUAAAAUAUUUUCAAAUAUUAUAAGUGAAAAAAAUAACUUAAAGCCAAAAUUAUUAUUGUUUUACACUCUAAACUCUAUUCAAUUGAUUUUUGUUUUUACUAGUGUAUAAUUACCCUAACAGUGCAAAAAGAAAUGCUGUGUAUACCUGUAAUUGACGUAUCAUGUGUUAAACCAUGUUAAAAUGUAUGAACUAUAUUAACUAUGUAGGUAUGUGACUUUGUUGGUGUACCUAAUCUAUAUAUAUGUUACGGUUAAUGUGAUAAAUUGAAAAUUAUUAAUAAUAACCGGUUAUUAUGAAUAAUUACCGACAGUGGCGGUAAAAGUGAUAAAUUAAUCACAUUUAACAGUGAUUAUUUAAUAAUUCAACCUUAGUACUAACAAAUUUCUUAAAAGAGAACAACAUGUUGUGUACGUGCUCGUGUACAGCCAAACUUUUGAACGUUUUGAUAUCAUAUAUUAAUAUAAUUUGGCAUAAUGAGUUUGGAAUGUUUCUUGCAUAAUAUUACUUUUCCAUGAUGCCUAUAACAUAAUGUUUUGAUUUAAAGUGAAAAAUAGGUUAAGGUGCGGCGGGGGUGGCCCUUGGGCCACCCCUAAGCCGCCUAUUUAGUUUUAUACACACAUAAAUGACCUCAUAUUAAUCACAUUAACCAAAUCAUGCGGUAAUUAUUCAUAAUAACCGGCGAUUAUUCAUAAUUUUCACAUUUAUCACUUUGACCGUAACAUAUAUAAAAGAAAGUCGUGUUAGUUACUCCACUUAUAACUCAAGAACGGCUGAACCGAUUUAGCUGAAAAUUGUCAGGGAGGUAGUUUAGAGCCAGGAGAAGGACAUAGGAUACUUUUUAUCCCGUUCGAAAUUAAAAAAAAGUCUGCUUAUUUAUUGCCAUUAAGGCGGAACAAAGGUCGCCGGGUCAGCUAGUAAAUAAAUAAAAUAAAAUUAAGUCAAUCAACGAGAUAAAUUGUGGGCGUUCGUGGGGGGUUUUGACCAAUAUUAAGAAAGCGUAGUCUUAGGUACGUUUUAAUUUAGUUUCAAAAUGUACCUACUUAAGUAAGUUAAGUUAUAGUAUAGUAAGGUGUAGUCAAUAAACCAAGAGCUUCCUCGUUGUGGAUAAAAAAAAUCAUCAAAAUUAAGAAAAUAUUAAAUAAAUACAUAU
Ostrinia nubilalis (European corn borer) is the source of this 4187-nucleotide messenger RNA. RefSeq names its product glutamate receptor ionotropic, kainate 2-like. The record is from RefSeq and is a predicted model, not a curated record. Gene Ontology annotation, molecular function: glutamate receptor activity; transmitter-gated monoatomic ion channel activity involved in regulation of postsynaptic membrane potential. Gene Ontology annotation, biological process: modulation of chemical synaptic transmission; synaptic transmission, glutamatergic; monoatomic ion transport. NCBI's taxonomy places the organism in Eukaryota, Metazoa, Arthropoda, Insecta, Lepidoptera, Crambidae. The transcript is spliced from 17 exons. The coding region runs from base 171 to 2915 and encodes 914 amino acids. Gene Ontology annotation, cellular component: postsynaptic density membrane; plasma membrane.